AUGAAGAUACUGUUGUGGUUAAUAUUUCUGUGGGGUUUGGCCGGUCAGGCAAAUGCGAAAACGAUAAUACCACAGGGGCAUUUGAAACCCAAAAUUAUUGAUGAUAGUGAAGAGGAUUCCAGCACAAGAAGUACUUCGACUACAACCUCCCGCCUGCCCACCAUUUUACCCAGCCUCGAAACUUUCCUCUUUUGUAAUGAGGAACAAUAUUUCUAUGAAUUCAUAACGGACAAUAAUCAAACCCAAAUGCUGUGGGUAACCUGGAAUCUAACUAAGGUGGGGGAGAACGCUGUCUUGCCGAAUAUGUGUUCAGCCCAGACCGGUUUGCCGUUGCGAAGACGUUGCUUUCUAUCACCAUCACAGCAGGGUGCCGUAUGGGAAGCAGCCGAUAAUAGCACUGUUAUGAUCCAAUGUCAUCGCAGUAUGUUCUGUGCGGCCGAAGAAUUUCACCAUAAUUUUAUUCAGGGUGAAGGUUUGACACCUCACAUCAACGUAUGGAAGCGUACACGAAUUUAUGAAACAGCCACCUUAGAAGAUAUUUGUCUACAACCAAACGGCCUGCCAUUGAGCCGCCGUUGUCUAUACAAUCCGAAAAGCUAUCGUGCCGAAUGGGAACCUUUACCACGAAAAUUUGUAGAUUUCAAAUGUUUAAGAACUACCGAACAACAAAUCGUUAGCAAUGAAUUAAAUUCCCUACUUGGUAAUGUAACAUCUCGCAGCCGUACCAAUGACCCCAUGACACGUUUACAAACUUCACGCAAUCUCAUCAGAAUACUUGAAAGUCCCUCAAAACGUCGCCUACCAGCCGAUAUUCAUCUGACAAAGGAAAUUCUGAAAUCGUUGAUUGCUGAAACACCCGAUAUUGAACUGUCCUCGGAUGUGUUGCAGAUUACACACAAUCUGAUGGCCAGUGAUCCCAUGGUUCUGCGUAUGUCUGCCGAAUUGAAUGCCACAAAUUCACUGUUGGACACUUUUGAGUCAUACAUGGAUACGAUAGGUGAUAAGUUUGUGUCCGAGCAGCAGUGUCGCAAUCCAACAACAAUGCGGCAUGUCAUAACACAAAAUCCCAACGUUGAUAAGAACUUAUCGUCAUCGCCUGCACUGCCGGCAGUGGAAGUACUUAAUUCACACCUUCACAAUGGUAUUUACGCUCAUAUCAGCGGAAAUAUAAGCGUAUUCUUUGUUAACCCUUUGUGUGCUAACAUUUCGGGCAUUGCCAUCUAUCCAUCAAAACUAACUGCUGCGUCACAUUCCAAAGAAUUGAAUUAUGAUUCAUUUAAUGAUUUCCAUUAUCGUUUUAUCUACAUGAAUGAAACGGUAGAGGGGCUGUUACACGAUACAGAUUUAGAGCUGGCUUCAUUUAUACCGCAGCGAAUGUGGCAACAUUUAAUGGUACACCUGUCACUGUCACAACGUUCACCGGUAAUUGUUUUUAAGGUUUAUGCCCAUGAUGGUCUGUUUGUGGAUUCAAAUAUAUUGCGUAUGAGGAAACCAUUUAGUAAAAUUUUAUCCAUUUCAAUACCGGGAUAUGAAGAUGCCCUACCGGAAAAUUUACCAUUUCUACUGAGACAACAUUCAACAGCGGCAACCAGUUUUGAUACAAACCCCAAUUCAGGUUGUGGUUAUUGGAAUUAUAGUACAUGGACCAGUGGUGGUGUACAAACAACAAGUGAAUCUGCGAGUGCCCAUCACAUCCCCCUGGUGCUCUGCUAUACCAGUCAUUUGACACAAUUCUCCUAUUUGAUUGGUGGCAGUUUUAAACAAAACGAUCUUACCGAUGAAAUUCUAAUCACCUCCGUACAUAUGGAAGCUCUCGAUAUAAUUUCCCUAAUUGGUUGCAGUCUUUCGCUAUUGGGUCUAAUGGGUAUUUGGAUUACAGCGGCCUUAUUUAAAAGUUGGCGUGCACAAGCAUCGAAUAAGAUCCUGCUGAAUAUGUGUGUGGCAUUGACAUUACAAAUGGUUCUAUUCCUAUUUGUCAAUACGGAUGAUGUAUCCGAGUCAUUGGUGGAUGAACGUGAUUAUACGAAAUGUGUAUUUUUGGGUGCUCUGCUGCAGUACUCGUUGUUGGUUUUAUUCACCUGGAUGUUGUUGAUAGCAUUUUUACAAUUUCAACGUUAUGUGACGGUAAUUGGUAUUCAGAGGCCAAAACAUUAUAUUGCGAAAUCGGCAAUUUUGGCCUGGGGUCUACCGUUGAUACCAACCCUGCUGGUGGCUCUCAUUGAUCCGAAGUCAUAUGUACCAUCCACUUAUGAACUUGUAACCGAUACAGGGAUUUGUUACCCGUCUGGUAAUGGUUUACACUUUGGCGUUAUAUUACCUGUCUCUCUAAUUGUUACUGCAAAUUUGGCCAUCUUUGUCUACGUGUUCUUUAGUAUAUCACGCAGUUUAAGUAUGGCAAUGCAGCGUACAGAAAAGAAAUUGAUUAUUAAACAAAUUCGUCUGUCGAUAUUAUUAUUUUUCCUAUUGGGUCUAUCGUGGAUAUUUGGUAUUUUUGCUUUCAUGAAAAUGGGUUUGGUAUUCUCGUAUCUAUUCUGUCUGACGGCAACAUUACAAGGCUUCGUCCUGUUUGUUUAUUUUGUAAUUUUGGAUGAAAAUUCACGUAAAUGUUGGCAACAGGUAUUAUGUCCCAAGCGUGCCCUUAAGGCACAAAAGAAAGCCACCGAAUUGCAGUCAAUGUCUACGGCAUCAACUUCAAAUGGUUUGGAGUUGAGUCAGAUGGAACAUUCACAUGUUCACAGAGCGCCAGGAAAUUCUGGAUUGUGA
Messenger RNA from Musca vetustissima, 2763 nucleotides. RefSeq lists its product as uncharacterized. Gene Ontology annotation, molecular function: G protein-coupled receptor activity. The record is from RefSeq and is a predicted model, not a curated record. Gene Ontology annotation, cellular component: membrane. NCBI's taxonomy places the organism in Eukaryota, Metazoa, Arthropoda, Insecta, Diptera, Muscidae. The coding region runs from base 1 to 2763 and encodes 920 amino acids. Gene Ontology annotation, biological process: adenylate cyclase-activating G protein-coupled receptor signaling pathway; cell surface receptor signaling pathway. The transcript has 2 exons.